Thelazia callipaeda (thelaziosis nematode) is the source of this 441-nucleotide messenger RNA. The record is from the annotation of a GenBank genome assembly. Lineage: Eukaryota; Metazoa; Nematoda; Chromadorea; Rhabditida; Thelaziidae.
AUGCUGAUAGAACGUGUCGAGUUGGCUUUCGCGCAGUUAAAGUUACAUGCUAGUGGAAAACUGAACCCAAACAAACUUGGCAUUAUUGGUUAUUGUUUUGGUGGCUUAGCAGUUUUAGACGCAGCUCGAGCUAACUUAGCUGGCUUGAAAGCUGCUGUAGUUUUUCACGGAUUUUUAAACGCACCACGUCAAAAACUAAAAACAAAAACAGCAAUACAAGCAAGCGUGUUAGUUCUUCAUGGCUAUGACGACAAAUCAGUUGCAUCUGAGAUUCCAAAAUUUGAAUCAGAAAUGAAUGCGCGUAACACGGAUUGGCAACUGAUCACGUAUAGUCAUACAGAUCACGCAUUUACUGUACCAGGUCAGCCACGUUAUCGAAAAAAAUCAGCAGAUCGAGCGUGGAAUGCAACUGUUCUUUUUCUUGCCGAAAAAUUUCUUUAA